Pseudophryne corroboree (corroboree frog) is the source of this 6637-nucleotide messenger RNA. RefSeq names its product cysteine and serine rich nuclear protein 2 (gene CSRNP2). The transcript has 5 exons. Gene Ontology annotation, cellular component: nucleus. Lineage: Eukaryota; Metazoa; Chordata; Amphibia; Anura; Myobatrachidae. Gene Ontology annotation, molecular function: DNA-binding transcription factor activity, RNA polymerase II-specific; sequence-specific DNA binding. Bases 568 to 2124 code for a protein of 518 amino acids. The record is from RefSeq and is a predicted model, not a curated record. Gene Ontology annotation, biological process: regulation of transcription by RNA polymerase II.
AGGUGGCGAGCGAAGCGAGCCACCGUGCCCGAAGCGUGGCGAGCGUACUUUUCUUGUACCUUGUUCGGCCGUAGCUCCUCCCCCUGGUGACGGGUCUCCUCCCCUAGGUACGCCAGAAGGUCCCUUCUCCCACUCCGAUAUAGAACCAACCCUGUAGUGAAGGGGAACUAGCCCCUGCCCCUUUGCUUUGUGACAGAGCGAAGACGCGGAGCUGCUGCUGCUGAGCCUGAGCGCGACGGGGACAUGAGAUUCCGGCAAUCUGCGUCUCCCUCUGCCCUGCCAUCCUGCCUGCCCCAGCCGUGCCAGUGACUGCCCCAGUCUCGCCUCCCAAUGCCCCAGCCAUCCGCCUCACAGGCAGCUCCAUUACCUAUCUGCUCUGCGCUUCCCCACACCCUCCGCUCAGCCCGGAUCGUCACCCCCAGCAGCUGAGACAUCCUCCGCCGGCUCCACCAGGACUCUCCCUUCAGACAGGAGGCAGCAGAAGAGCCGGAUCGCCGGGCAGUUUGGUGAUUACCGGGCAGCGCCGCACGAGAGAGCACGCCUUUGUACAUAGCCACUCUGAAACAAAUGGAUGCUGUGACGAGCAGAAGCCUGAAAAGAAGAUUUGAAGAGGUGGACGUGGGCUCACCAAUUUCUACAUCCAAAGAUUCUGAUGAUGAGAUCUCAAACAGCGACAGUGCAGAAAGCUGUGACAGCAUUAAUGCUCCCACCACCACUGGACUCAUCCCAACAUCCAUCCUGAAGCGACAGAAACUCUUGAGACAAAAGAAUGUGCGCUUCGACCAGGUGACUGUAUACUACUUCUCCCGCCGCCAAGGAUUCACCAGCGUUCCGAGCCAAGGGGGCAGCUCUUUGGGAAUGGCCCAGCACCACAAUUCUGUCCGGAAGUACACGCUUUGCGAGUUCGCCCAAGAGCAAGAGGUGACGCAUCGAGAAAUCUUGCGAGAGCACUUGAAGGAGGAGAAGCUUCACACACGGAAAAUGAAGCUGACUAAAAACGGUACAGUGGAGUCUGAAGAAGCUGACGGCCUCACCUUGGAGGAUGUAUCUGAUGAAGACAUAGAUGUAGACAAUGUAGAAGUGGAUGAUUACUUCUUCCUUCAGCCAUUACCAACAAAGAGGCGCCGAGCUCUGCUACGUGCAGCUGGUGUCCACCGUAUAGAUGCAGAUGAGAAGCAGGAACUCCGAGCCAUCCGUCUUUCCAGAGAGGAAUGUGGGUGUGACUGUCGCCUCUUCUGUGAUCCCGAAGCUUGUCCAUGCAGUCAGGCUGGGAUCAAGUGUCAGGUGGAUCGUAUGUCUUUUCCAUGUGGGUGUUCCCGAGAUGGCUGCAGUAACAUAGCUGGUCGUAUAGAAUUUAACCCUAUCCGUGUAAGGACUCAUUACCUCCAUACUAUCAUGAAACUUGAGCUGGAAAACAAGCGCCAGCAACCACACCCCCAACCUCUUGAAGAGAAGCUUCCUCAUGCCUCUCUUACUGCCCAUUCACACCAGGAGACACAGGACUUUAAUGAAUUCAUUGCUGAGAACUAUCACUUGGAGAACGAAGCUGCUGUCCGCCACCUGCAGAGUGCAGAGGAACGCCAAAGGCUGCUUGAUGAAGGCGAUGAGGCCUCUAGUGGCUCUAGUCUCAGUCUGGACUCAAGUGUUGAGAGUCUAGAGGUCUGCCUUCUGGAGACGCCCAUCUCUCUGCCGCCGUCCACCUGCCAUACCUCCAUCAGUCCUGGCUUGUUGUCUUCUGGUUCCUCUGUCCUCUGUUACACUGAUGAGGAUUCAGGAAGACCAGCUACGCCACCGGAUUACACUGAUGUAAAUGUUUUUAUCUAUGAUCACAACUCAACAGGCUUAGGCACAGGGUCUGUAAUGACCAAAUCUGUCCACUCUAAGACCACAGAGCUAAGUGGUUCUAUGAAGGUAGAUGCAGACGAUUGCGCAAUGAUGACCCCCUGUUCCAAAGAGGUUAACCCAGUGCCAGGGUCUGCUGGGAAUUCCUCACACUUGGCAAUGCAAACUAACCAGCCACUAGAAACCUCUGUAAGUGACGAGGGAAAGCUGCAGGAAAAUUCUGACAGCCAAACCUCCUGGCCACGCCAGCAUUUUUCUGCAGAGAAUUCAUUGACCGUGUGACGUUAUUGGCAAGUAUUUUGCACAAGUGACUCCAACUUCCCCCCUCCACUUAUACUUCCUGUCCCUCCCUUCUAUAACUACCCUGUGCUCACCAGUGAGAGAUAUCUAUUUAUACUUUGUCUUCAUUCCCCAACCUCCAUUUUUGUUAGAGGGUCAAAAAAAUAAUUAUAUAUAUAUAUAUAUAUAUAUAUAUAUAUACACCAUGGGUGGAGGAGAGAAAAGCAGAGAUGGUCCCUUUUUUUCCUAUAUUUGUUUUGGAAGAACGGUGAUAACUUGAAAUAUGCUUUGCAAUUAACAGUUUGUCCAAACCAGUAUAAUACCCCUGCUAACUUGCCAUGGAGUACACUUGGCUUAGUAGGUACGAUGUUUACCAUGUUGCUGGGUUUUGUUGCAAUAUUUGCCCCAUUUCUUACUUGGUGACCACUAUGACCUUGUAAAAGACACUAUUUAAACACUAGUUUUUAUAACUUUAUUGACAAGUCAACAAUGCCGCAGCUAUGGCUCUAUGGCCAAAUUAAAAUGAAUUAAAGAGAAAUCCUGUUUGGCAAGACCAGUUUCCCGCUGGGAGGCAAUCUACCGUUUUUCCUGUGCAUGAUUCUGACCGUCAGAUGGUUGUAGCUUUCUGGCGCCCUGUGACAGCCAAUGGAAGCUUAAUGUGUAUAUAACAUGCCCUGGUAGUAUGGUGCUAUUAAGUAGGAUUAGACUGACAUCUCAAGUGUUUGGAGAGCGGAGCUGCCUUUUUGUUUUACUUUUUAAGUUUCAAAUGACAGUGCAAAAGCACUUUAUCUUCAAGACCUAAAGGACUCUCCUUUUUAAAGCUGCUAAUCUUCAACCUGGACAAUUGAAGGGGAUAGGUGUAAUUUUUGUGCUCUCAAAUGUGCUAGACUUUCACCCUUAUGGAUUACGCUAUCCAUUUAAAGCAUUGAGCCAAUUUCAUUAAGGGGAUUGUGCACGUGUAUAAACAAUCAAUGUGUAUAAGGUUCAUUGUUAAGUAGGUUUUUACUUUGCAUUGUUGUGUUAAAUUAUGAAAUCAUCUGAGAGAUGGGAUAAAAGAUAUUUAUUUCCGAGUACUGAUGAUCAGCCUGUUUCAUUCUUAUUUUAGCAAACUUUUUAAAAGCAGAUAGGCCCUGCAGAGUGUAAUGCUUCUGUUACUGUCCUAAACCAGUCGUUGACAAUCUAAGAUUGAUCUAAUCUGAUUAGUAAAUGAGUUUAAUUUGGCUAAUGAGGUUGUUGCCACCUUCAGCUAGGAUAGUGCGGAGUUCAAUCUUUGUAGAGUUUAUUUUCAUUUUAACGCACAAAGGUUAGAUUUGGUUAUUUUUAGUUUAUUGUAAACCCAUAAUAAAUGUAAAUGCAGCCAGUGGUUUGAGGCCAGGAGGAGUCUGCAUACUGAAAAUAAAUGCACUGGAGCAGUGUUGGAGGUCAGAGGUACAGUAAGUCAUGGAAAGGUAAUCAUGUAAGAGAGCCCGAAGAACAUGCAAAUAAUGUCCAUUACCCACCAGCCUUCAGUUAUGGUGUAUAGUGCCUAGGAGUCAGGCCUGUCCGUCCACUCUGCUCCCAUUGCUUGUUCCUGCAUUGAUUAACUCGACCAGGACUACAAGAAGUUCUGCUCAGAUGUUAUUUUCCUCUGAUUUUCUUUCUCCUCUGAUUUCUGUAAGUACUUAUCAUGCUUUGUGAAAAUGAUAGUUUGCUGUCUGUGACACAAGUAAGAACAGACGCUUGUAAUUUAAUGUAAAUAGCCUAAGAGCCAUGAUCUAGAUUAAGGUUCUUUAGGCAUGCCUAAAUUUGCAUAUUUUCCAAUUCUACCAGCAAUACAAUUGGUGACCAACUCAUUCUAAAAGAUUCCCAUGUGUUUUGUAUUUUUUAAUUCCUUAACUUGACGAUCUAGAAAACAUGCACUUUUAGGGAUAACAGAAGGCACAAUUUAAGACCAUUGGUUCUAGAACCAGGUAUCUCAACUUGAUUCCAAAAGUAUGUUCAGUAAUUAUUGUAUUGAACGAUUCCUAAUUCUGUUUUGGCAGUUACUUGAGGGCUGUGUUGUGAGAACCUGUUUAGUAUCAUUGCUGUCAAAGUUUUUCAUGGGUAGUUGAACAUAAAUACAUGUUCAUAGGGAAUACAUACUAUUUACCGGCGGCCAGGGUGCCAGCUGUCAAGAUACCGACAGCGGCACCCCAGCCGCCAGAAUGCCGGCAGCAGGGCGAGCGCUAGAAAGCCCAUUGCAGGCUUAUAUUCUCCCUCUAUGGGCGGUAUUCAAUUCUUUUCACCCCUUUCCACACCCGUUCUAUUUUUGCCCUCGGGUGCGUGGUAUCAUUAUUUCAGCUCGCUACCUCCGGAGUAGCGAGGCACCCAACCCUUUUACACGGCUAAACCUGAUUAUAAUGGGCACGAUAUGCACAAUAACAGGGAUCAUUUUAGAAACGAGAUUAGGCGUGAUAUAUCAUUUGAAUACCACCCUAUGGGUGUCGUGGACACCCACAGAGGGAGAAAAGCCUGUGGCGCCGGUAUUUCGGUGGCGGCAUUUCACCGCCUGUCAGUAUUCCGGCGGCAGCAUUGUGACCGCCGGGAUCACGACAGGUGGUCUUGUGAUUGCCUCCCAUUUAUAGAAUAAGUCAGCUCAUGGAAUGGUCUGUGUAGGGUUGGAGGGUGGUUGGUGUCACAAAUGAAUACCAUUUCCCUAGAUUAAAUACAGAACUACUUUAGAAUAUUAGUAGCAAAGAAAAAAAAAACUGAAGAUGACUUUAUGUACAAUUUGGUCUAAAGUGGACUUGUUGAAGUCCAGCCAAGGACACCCAUAUAGCUUUCCUUCAUAACUAGUGGGGGAUUUUAAAAUUAGACGGUGCUUAUGUCCGGUCUCUGGACAUAAAUGAUUGACCUAGCGAGUUAAUAUGGGAGGAGAUUGUAAUUGUGGCUGAAAGUUGUAAGGAUACUGGAGUUCUUAUCUUAAGUGAAACACUUCCCUUUAGCCCAUUAAUAGAGUAACAUAAUAGUUUCCAAAAAGUAUGAUGUGGACAGCACAGGCACAAUAAUGACCACGUGAGUUUAAGUGGUAGGUACAGAGUCUACCCACCUUUCCCCCCCCCCCCCCCCUCCCUUCCUUUCAUUUAGCAUAAUGCAUCCAAGGCAUUCAUACACUGGUAACAAUACUUGCUACUUGCUUCAUAGCAGUUGUAUGUAAUCCAUUGACUGAAACAGCCGCCAGUACUUCCAUCCUGUGGGAAGUAUAUCAGGCCUUGGAGAGAGAUAAAGUGGAGUAGUUGCCCAAAGCAAUUAAUCUAGUUCUGUCAUUUCAAAGACUGUGCUGGAUAAAUGGCUGUUAGAAGCGGAGUGGUUUCUUUGGGCAGCUUAUCCUAUUAUCUGUCUCCAAGGCUUGAUAGAUCUCCCCCAUGUCUAUUAUGGGGUGGUGAAAUUGAAACAAUCUUUAAGCAAGACCUUUCAUUUUAUUCUGUGUAGGGGCGGCUUAAGAGAAGAGGGAUCCCGUAUGCAGACUCCAUGUGGGCCCCCUUCUCUCUUGCGGGCCAGAGUGUAUUGUGCAUGCGCACGUCUAUGGGAACAUGGCACUCAAACCAUGUUCCUGGUGAUUUAUGUUUGGUGCAAGUCUCUGAGAGUAUAGUCACCGUAUUGUUUUCCUGGUAAUCAGUGCUGCACCGAUGACGUGGGGCUCUGGAGAUGUAAGUACGAGACAUGGGUACAGGGUGUGUGAUGUGGGCACAGGGGCACCAUGUGCCUUGCACCCAUUAUAGGGCCACCUGCCUCCGCACAUUGGUCUAGAGGUUCACAACGAAGCACUGCGGUCAUGUCACCAUCCACAUUUUUGUAAUAUUUCUAAUUUUUCACAGAUAUUGCCAUUAAAGUUUGUACUACACUGAGGCACACAAUUGUUAGGGGAUAUAGAAAGCAGUACCUCUCCUGAUUCGGUAACAUAAUAUACAUAAUCUGUGGUUUCUCCUAAUAUCAAUUACUAGAUUCAUUUAGUUUAUUUACAGAUGCAGAACAAUUGAAUAGAAUAGGCUACAGUGCCUUCCAUUCAAUGCAGCUUGGCGUGAUUAUAUAGACAGAGAAUAGUAUAGUGGAGAUUACACUGCAAGAACACGCAAUAUACUUCUUCUGUUUUUUAACUUUUGCUAAUUACUUUGUAAAAUCUGCUCUAAUGCACUUGUGCUUUAAUAUAGAUGACGGCUUUUCACACGAAUGGUCACAAUAUAUGUAAAAUGACAACAGCCUCUAUAUUUUCUUGCAACAGACUGGCAUUAGGAGGUUUAGGGGGACAUUUACUAAGCAGUGAUAACAGUAGCGGAUCUUGCCACGGGCAAGCAGGACUUUUGCCCGGGGCGCCACCUUCCGGAGGGCGCCGGCGCCAUCCGGAGGGCGCCGCACCAUGGCAAGAUCCGCUGCUGCUGUGGUGCCCCCCGCUGUCCUGCUGUCUGCUGUGAAGGGAAACUAGACGCUACGCGUCUAGGUUCCCUUCCUGGAGAGGACCUUAACUGUAAUGAUGUGCGGUGCGCGUUGACGUCAUCGC